Messenger RNA from Telopea speciosissima, 1753 nucleotides. Its product is annotated as putative RNA-binding protein Luc7-like 2. Lineage: Eukaryota; Viridiplantae; Streptophyta; Magnoliopsida; Proteales; Proteaceae. Gene Ontology annotation, biological process: mRNA splice site recognition. Bases 123 to 1391 code for a protein of 422 amino acids. Gene Ontology annotation, cellular component: U1 snRNP; U2-type prespliceosome. Gene Ontology annotation, molecular function: mRNA binding. The record is from RefSeq and is a predicted model, not a curated record. The transcript is spliced from 13 exons.
UCUCGUUUCUACUUCAAGAGCCUUCGCCGUGGCAAAAGUUCUUCUCAAAAUCACUCUUUCUCUGUACGAAGAGAAAUAUAAACCCUAAAGCUCGACUGAAGUCUGAAACCUUAACUCUACAAAUGGAUGCUAUAAGGAAGCAACUCGAUGUGCUCAUGGGUGCGAACCGUAAUGGCGACGUAAGAGAAGUGAAUCGCAAGUACUACGACAGGGAUGUCUGUCGUCUGUUCUUAGUUGGGCUUUGCCCCCACGAACUAUUUCAAUUAACGAAAAUGGAUAUGGGUCCAUGUCCAAAGGUGCAUUCAUUACAGCUGAGAAAAGAAUAUGAAGAAGCCAAAGCAAAAGGUACUGAUAACUAUGACAGAGAUUUAGAGGAUGUUAUUGACAGGCUUAUUGUUGAGUGUGAUCGGAAAAUUACAAGAGCCCUUAAGCGCCUAGAGGAUGAGGAUGCAAAAGCUGCCAUUGCUAUUUCUGUUUCUGAGGUGACCCAGUCGCCUGAGGUCUUGGAAUUGUCAAAGCAAAUCAAAGAAAAGUUGAAGGAAGUUGAUCAGCUUGAUCUUGAAGGCAAAACUGAUGCUAAGAUUCGGGCUCUGGAAGUGGUGGAAGACCUCAGAGCCAAAAGGGCAGAUAAGCAGUCUAUGCUUCUUCUGGAUGCCUUCAACAAGGAUAGAGCUUCUCUACCACAACCACUUCCAAACCCUCCAUCAUUGGCCCCAUUGCCUGUACUCGCACCUCCAGAUCCACGCACACAGGAAAUGAUAAAUGAGAAGCUGAAGAAGGCAGAGAAUCUUGGUGAGCAAGGCAUGGUAGAUGAGGCACAGAAAGCACUUGAAGAGGCUGAAGCACUGAAGAAGUUGGGGGCCAGGCAGGAGCCCGUUCUGGACUCUUCAAAGUAUACUGCAGCUGAUGUGCGCAUUACUGAUCAGAAGCUACGAGUCUGUGACAUUUGUGGAGCUUUCCUGAGCGUGUAUGACAGUGACCGUCGUUUGGCUGAUCAUUUUGGGGGAAAGCUUCACUUGGGAUAUAUGCAAAUCCGUGAGAAGUUGGUUGAACUUCAGGAAGAGAGGAACAAGAUUCGUAAAAUUCGAGCUGAAGAUGAUAGAAGAUCAAAGGAGCGGAGUCGGGACCGCGACAGGGCAGGUAGUAGGGACCGUGAUCGUGAUCGUGAUCGAGAGGAUCGAGGUGACAGCCGAGAGCGUGAGAGGAAUUAUGAUUGUAGGAGUAGAGACCGUGAUAGGUAUAAUGAUCGAGGUCGUGGGUAUGUUCGGGAACGUGACAGAGAGUCAGAUCGCUCUCUCAGUUACGAUUCAAGAAGUCGUAAAAGGUCACGUUCAAGGUCAAGGGAGCGUUUGAGGGAUUAUGAUCGCCACAGGCGUUAUGAUCGGUACUAGGAACUCAAAAGGGCUAUGGAGUUUGUUUUUGUUUCCAGAGUUGAUACAAUUAACAAUUGGUGGGAAAAGAUGGAUAUGUUUUUGGAAUAUUCUUAGUAGGUUGCAGAAUGGAAACUAUUUAGAUGUGUUUCUGGUCCUGCUGCUUGGAAUGUAUUCACCAAGUUGAGGUUUAGGGAGAGAUUGUACUUGACAUACCUGAAAGUUCGUGUGUUAUUUUGGGGCUAUAGUGAUCUCGCCUUUCUACUGUAGUUUUAAAAUUCUCUACUCUGGAUGCUGGCCAAGUUGUCUAUUGCAUUGUCUUGGUGACGAUCUAAAAUGGGUGGUCUUGGAUUCAUAAUCUUAUGCUGAGAGCUUUACUGGUC